This is a messenger RNA of Paramecium sonneborni, 240 nucleotides long. The record is from the annotation of a GenBank genome assembly. Lineage: Eukaryota; Ciliophora; Oligohymenophorea; Peniculida; Parameciidae.
AUGUUAUUAUUUAUAUUAUUUCCUAUUCUACUUUCAUAAACUUAAAUCUGCCUUAAUUUACAUUUCAACUCUUAACAAAUAUAUAAGGUACUCAAAUCCUAUUCAAUUUAGAUAAAUUCUAUUAUAAUCUGUUUAUUCUUCUAAACUACUGACAAUCUCUCAUGCGGAUAGGUGUAUUUAUUAAAAAUCGACUAAUAUACCAAACCCAGGAACUUAAUUAAAAUCUCUCCUCUAAUAUGA